Rattus norvegicus (Norway rat) is the source of this 4035-nucleotide messenger RNA. Lineage: Eukaryota; Metazoa; Chordata; Mammalia; Rodentia; Muridae. The record is from RefSeq and is a predicted model, not a curated record.
GAUUUGAACUCAGGACCUCUGGAAGAGCAGUCGGUGCUCUUAACCACUGAGCCAUCUCCCCAGCCCCUAAGUUUUAACAUUACAUUUCCAUUGGCUUUGGAAUAUGCCCCAAAGAGCAUUGGCAUCUCCUUUCCUGUCCAGGUGACGACACCUAAACAUUGGUUAAUCUAUUCUUUUAAAUGUCAGCAGAAAUAAGUUGGCAUUUUUGUAGGAAUUUUCCCCCACAUUUUUUUUUUAAUUUGGAAAAAGUACCAAAUCAGAAGAAGAUGGUUUAAUGGGUAACGUGCUUAUCACAGCCUGAGGGCCUGUGUGAGUGGGUUCUGGUCCUCAGCAUCCAAGUAAGAAGCUAGACAUGGUAGCAUAGGCUAGCACGGAGGCCAGAGGAUUCCUGGGGCUUAUGGGCCAGCUAGUCUAGCCGCACUGGUGAGCACCAGGUUCAGAGAAAGACCCUGCCUCAAAACAUAAAGUAGAGAGUUUUGACCCGGUGUCAGUUGACCUAUGCUUUCCACACACACGGGCAUGCAUAUGCACACACGUGCAUCAGGUCUUCACACAGCUGAAAUAAUAUGAGCCCUCGCUGAACCAUUGGUGUUUUUGUUGUAUUUGUGCUCGUGUAUGAGAAUUCACUCCAUUUCCAGACAGACACAUGAACUUGUAGAUGGAUGUGAACUUAUAAGUGUGUGCACAUCUGUGUAUAUGUAUGUGUGCUUGCUUUAGGUAAAAGUAAGCCACAGCUGUUCCUUGGUAUAUACACUAAGACAUUUAGGAAAUUUUAUUCUGAAGUAGAUUCUUCUCUCUAUAGCCCAGGCUGGCCUCCGACUAGAGAUUCUCCUGCUUCAACCUCCCACGCCCACCCCCCACCUCCAGUUCCACAGACUGGCUUUUGCGAUAUGGGUUCUGGGGAACUGAACUCACGUUUUCUUGCUUGCAAGACAGGCACCUUGCCAACUGAGCCAUCUGCACAGCCCAGUUCUGAUUUUAUUUUUGAGAUUACAGGUCCAUUGGUGAUCUUACAUCUGGACAUUUUCUGCAAAAGCUUUGACCAAUGUUUUCUCUUUCUCUUGCAUGUUCUGGUUCACCCGCCUCGUGUGGUGAUUGGUGAGAACAGAAAGUUCUACUACAUCACCCUGCUGCGAGACCCUGUAUCCCGCUACCUGAGUGAAUGGCGACAUGUACAGCGUGGGGCCACGUGGAAGACCUCCUUGCACAUGUGUGACGGGCGCACACCGACCCCAGAGGAGCUGCCACCCUGCUACGAGGGCACAGACUGGUCGGGCUGCACAUUGCAGGAGUUCAUGGAUUGCCCCUACAACCUGGCCAACAACCGGCAGGUGCGCAUGCUGGCUGACCUCAGCCUGGUGGGCUGCUACAACCUGUCUUUCAUCCCCGAGAGCAAGCGGGCCCAGCUGCUGCUGGAGAGCGCCAAGAAGAACCUGCGCGGCAUGGCCUUCUUCGGCCUCACGGAGUUCCAGCGCAAGACGCAGUACCUAUUUGAGCGGACGUUCAACCUCAAGUUCAUCCGGCCCUUCAUGCAGUACAACAGCACGCGGGCGGGCGGUGUGGAGGUGGAUGAGGACACUAUCCGGCACAUCGAGGAGCUCAACGACCUGGACAUGCAGCUUUAUGACUAUGCCAAGGACCUCUUCCAGCAGCGUUACCAGUACAAGAGACAGCUGGAGCGCAGGGAGCAGCGCCUGCGCAAUCGCGAAGAGCGCCUCCUGCAUCGCUCCAAGGAAGCGCUGCCACGGGAGGACACGGAAGAGCCAGGCCGAGUACCCACCGAGGACUACAUGAGCCAUAUCAUUGAGAAGUGGUAGUAAUGUCAGGGGCAGAGAAUGAUGGGCAAGAAUUAACAGGGAAAGAAGUGGGGCCAACAGUUCUUGCUGUUUGGUGCCGCGGGAACCGUGCUAGUAGGCUGCCCUAGACCUUGAUGGAGCAGGGUAGGACCUCUGGGGCAGAUGGCCUCCCUGCUGUCCUGGCCCCUGUGUCACAGUUAAAACUGACAAAGAUUUGAAAAAGACUGGCGAGGGGACGUGUCUGCCCAGCUGAGACUCCCACACCUACUAUGCACGCACCGGCCCCCAAUGACCAGCCCGCUAGGAACAUGUUACUAGCUCCUAAUAGCUUGGUUGAAGCUCCUUGGUCUUUGGGGACCCUAAUACCCCCAGAACCUUGGGGAGCCUUUUCUUUUGAGAAUACAAGCAUAUCUCUGAGGCGUCCUCAGACCUGGAGUGCUCCCCAACCCCCACCUAUCAAAGCUGCUUUCAAGGUCAGGGUCAGCCCCAGCUAUGGCCGAGAUGACUCAAGUCUGGCACCUGGCUACUGCACUCCCUGGGCCAUGAUCAGAAUCCACGGCAUAUCCUGGCUUUGGGGGAACCAGGUUCAAGCAGGGAAGGGAUGGACACCAAGAAUGCCCCCCCACCAAUCCCUAUGCUUUCUGAUGCACUGCCCCUCCCCCAUCACUGAAACAUUUAUACAAGGGCUUGUGUGCCAAUGUUCCUACCAUACCAGCAACUCUUUCAAUCCCAUGCAUAAAAGCAUCCUUUGGCUGGGAUACAGGGCCACAUCAACCUGAGUUGGUACUGAAUGGCCGGGAUGGGGAUUUUCCCAUUCUCAGCUAAGAUUGGAAGAAACCAUUCUGGAUGUCCUUUCUGGGGCCUGUUUGCAUAACCCUCCCCAUCCUGGCUCUCCUUACACCUUCCUACCCUUCACAAAGUCUGACCCAGCUAUUUCCAGCAGCCCCGUGAACCAACCAGGGACCGUAUUAGAAGCCAUGUUGCAUAUUAUAUUAAGUUCUUUUUUUUUUUUUUUUUUUUUUUUUUUGGCCUAGUGCCCUAUCCCUUACGUUCUUUAAGAGGCCCUGGCAAGCCCUUAGUGGAGGUGCCAUGACUUUUUCAGAGUCCAUAUGCAUGCAGCCAAGGGUUGUGAGCUGUCCCUGAGAUAGGACAGGGCCCACUCCCUGCCUCUGCCUCACUCUGCACUCAGGCUAAGAAGGGGAGGGUCACCACAGACAGGAGUGGGGGCCAUUAUGUAGCACAGCAAUAUUCUAGAUGUUGGCAGGUGUCACUGCUGCCCCAGAGCAAUGGCUUAAUCUUCACGUGUGUGGUAUAGGAUCAGGCACUGGGCACUUGACCUUGGGGUCCAUGGGCAAGAUGAGUUCUGAUUGUGCACUGUCCGGCCCAAUCUAGGGCCACCUUUAUGGUGGUUGAUCACUCUGAAGAUAUGGGUGGCAAGAUGAGUUAGAAGGUCAAGGUCACUGAGAAGAAUUGGCUUAGAUGGCCAAGUUUAGAGUGAAUAUAUUAUCUUUGGGGAGCCUGGGGCAUUUUGGGGAACCCAUGGAUCUCUUACAGGUCAUGCUGGUUGCUGCCACUUCUGUCAGGAAGCGCCCCAGCUCCACGUUACCCCUCCCCCCUUCACAACCUUCUGUGUACCCGACCUGAACAUAGGCUCUGUCCUAUACAUACUGGAAUAGGUUUUAACGUAUGCCCCGUCAUCCUGACUCACACAGAAGCACGGGUCUCUCCUCAAUCUUUGCUGCAUUUGAAAAAAUAUUCCCUCCCAUCUCAGGCCAGCGCCAGGUUGAAGCGUCCUCAGUCCCUCAAUUGUCCACCCCUGCCUGAGGCUCAGGCUACCAGCUUUGGGACACAGCUUCCUGGUACUCGCGGCAUCUCAGAACAGGGUGCUUCUCCAGCUCCGAGGACUCUGCCUACAGGGCUGUUCCCCGGCAAGCCGAGAACUCAGUCCCCAGGCACCCUGCAACCCUGCAGACACCCCCUCCUAGAAUGGGAAGCAGGGAACCUGCCCAGCUGACGCGUCUGAACUGGAACUGUCUCACUUGAACCCAGGAGCUUUAAAACUUUAUUUAUUUAUAGCUUCUUAUUAAAAAAUUUAAAAAAAAAAAGCGCUGAGAAGGAAUCGUUUUGGUUAUUCAUACGGAAUUGAUCAUGGAAAAGCAAAACUGGUUGGUUGUCUUCUAAUUGUCUUCGCCUAGAUGGAGUCUGAACAUUAGCGGAUGAAUAAACCCUGAAAAGGUCA